UUGCGUGAUCAACUACAGCACACUGCAUUGUACAGUAAUUUCUGAAUAUCGACGUCUCGUAUACUACAUGCACAAAAUCAGGUAAUGCGGGAACCAAUGAUGUUGUGAAUGGGGCUACGUGCAUAAUUUCUUCCGGUCCGCGGUCGGCAACCAGGUGACCUUUUACCAGCGCAGGCCUGAUCCAAAUCCUCGUGUCUGAACGCCACCGAAAUCGGUGCGUUUUCUGCCCGCAAAUUUCGACAUUCCGCGGGUUUCUGUCGCGCAGUGUAGUUCGUCCAGAGGUUUUGGAGUGACUGGUCCAACUCCUGGGGCACCAUGAGCGAAUCUGCGGCAUUGGAAACGACAGAAAAUGGCACAGACGGCCUGGCAUCGCAACAGCUGGCUACCGGAGAUGGUCAGACCACCACACCGUCCGCUGAACCUAAUUCACCCUCGGCACCCGGCCUGUCGACCAGCCCAGUUACAAUACACAUCCCACCUUUGGUGCAGAUCUCAAGCCCUCCCGAGCCAGAGCCAUCAGGUGAUGAUGCAGGCGGAGACACUAGCAGUGGAUCCCUCAGUGAUGGUAGAAACACCCCAGGUAAAGAGAGAAGUAAUACGAUGAAUGAAAGCCGAUCCGAUGGUAGAGGGGGAGAGAAUGCUGAAUGGACACCCCCUGAUGAAGAGCUGAAGAACAGGAUCAUUAAGCAGGUAGAGUUCUACUUCUCCGAUGCCAAUAUCACUAAGGAUGCUUUUCUUUUGAAGCAUGUCCGUCGCAACAAGGAAGGCUUUGUCAGCCUCAAGCUCAUCACCUCUUUUAAGAAGGUCAAGAGUCUCAGCAAGGACUGGCGGACUGUCCGUUACAGUCUCAAGAGUUCUACCACACUUGAGGUGAACGAAGAAGGGACUAAAGUCAAGCGUAAAGCCCCCUUGCCGGACUACGAUGAGACCUCGCCUUCCAGGACAGUCGUCGCCGUGAACUUACCAACAGAAAACCCUUCCAUCGAAAGCAUCGCCGAGCUUUUCAGCAAAUGCGGAGAAAUAUCGCUGAUCAGAAUCCUGCGUCCUGGCAAGCCAUUCCCACCUGAUGUACGUAAGCAUAUAGAACGCCACAGUGAAGUGCGAAACAAAGUGUGCGCCCUCAUUGAGUUUGAGAGUGGUCAGUCAGCUCUAAAGGCAGCAAAGGUCAUGAGCGAUAAGGACAACUGGCGGACUGGAAUGUCAGUGACAGUACUAGCCAAGGAGAAGAAAGAGAAGAAACAGUCUCAAGAGAAGACUAGUAAUCGUAAAAGUGCCGAGGGAUUGUCACCAUCUCAGGCUGGUGACUUAACAGCCUCAGAUGGUGGUGAGGGAGGAGACUCGGCCAAGAAAAAGAAACGUCAACGCAAGAAGAAGAAUGCCAGAGUGGAGGAAUUGUCUGCAGAACGUGUUGAGCAGUCAGGCACCCCGAGCUCCUCAGACACCGAGAAUUCUCCCCUACCAAGCCGUAGGCACGCCAGUAAGGCUGGACCCGUGCCACAGAGCAAGAGCCCCGCCCACCUCAGUCCUAGCAACACGCCUAAGAGCAGUCCCAACCCCAGCCCCCAUGGCAGCCCUCGCCAGCAGCGGAAAGUGGUCGGGAGGUCUCCCCUGGCCAACUCGAGAAGCAGCCCACGGGCCAGUCCCGAGAUGGGACGCAAGGUCUACGACAGCUUCUCAGAUCACAGUAACACGUCCAGUCCGUGGGUGCAGCGACGUAAGUUACUGGCAGCGUCUGCCCCUGAAGGUAGCCCAGCGGGGAGCCCUCUGUUGGGCCGCAAGAACCUGAUGCAUAACAAUGAGCAUGAGUCCAUUUUGAGGUCACCCUUUGGACCGGAUGGCACCAGGGGUUUCUCCAUUGGUCGGGGGCGUGGAAGGCCAAAAUCUGUAGGCAUGUAAUCAUCCUGUUCUUCAGGUAUUCAAGCCACUGCUACUGUUAGAAUUUCUUUGAUCAACCUAAAGCCCUGUCGGAUGUUAUCCUAGGCACCUUGCUAAACCCAACAGAAUACAACAGAAAACUGUGAAGCCUGCAAAAUCUAACUGAAUCCAACAGCUAGACCAAAAGGCCUUUUGUUCACAGCUUACAUCAACAAAAUCGAACAGAAAGGAGCCCACUGUUGGAUGUUGUUGAAUUCUGCAUGAUUUGGAUUAAGAGGAACAAAAGUAUGAUUGAGUUGUCCUAAACAUACAUGUGCAUGUACAUGUACUAGUUUUCAAACCCUCCAUCACACUUUUAUUUCCUUAUCACAUCUGGAUUGUAUAUUACAUUGUACAUGUUUCCAAAUUUCCCUGUAUCACAGGAUUUUUUCAGGAAAAAUAAAAAGGUGUUCAAUACAAUCUUCAGAUUUCAUCAAGAUUUAACUUUGGAAUCUGAAGCUUAGGUGUAUCAAUGAAAUUGCUGUAGGUGGUAAUGUAGAAUGGCUUGUUAAAGAGCAACUCAAAGGACAACAUCUUUUCUCUAAUUUUAUCUAUUCAAAUAAAUGUGUUCGUUUUGGAUAAACCCUUGUGCAUGCACAAACAAAUAAAAUCAGAGAAAACAUUUUUUUCCUAAGAGUUGCUCUUUAAAUUAGUAACAUACCGAUUGAUCUGAGAUCUGAGUUGGUACAGAUUUCAUUAGCACCAUACCGAUUGAUCUGAGAUCUGAGUUGGUACAGAUUCCAGAGAAGAAACUUUUUUCCACUCGUGUUUGAACAGGGUCCAUAGAAGCAGCUUGUAUGUCUGAACUGUCAAUUUUUUGCUUAGUAAAUGCUCAGAGAAAUUCCAAGCCAAGUUGGCCUAAUGCAGAAGAGGCAAUGUGCAUCAGCCCAUGGGCGAAGUUUUUGUUUAUCAAAAAAAAUAGGCAAUAAAAUUAAUAAUAGUGGAAUACAUACAUUGUAUGUACACACAUGUCAACAUGAUGAAGGAAAUUUGUCAGUUUCAUUCCGAUCAUGUCAAAUUUAGAUUUGUGUUAGCUCGGGACUUGAAAACUUCUGCAUGAAAAGCAUCUGAAGGAUUGGGCAUUCAGAUUCACUGUCUACUAUUGCUUCUUCAUAAGAAAGAAAAAUGACUGUAAAAUAAUACCUUGAAAAAAGCAAGAAGGUAGGUGGAUUGUAAUCCUAAUUGUCAUGGUUUGUAUCAAUACUUAAUGCAGAUAUUUCAAUGCUUCUUUGUACAUAUGACUCAAUGCAACCAGUGCGUAGCUAGUUCCUUGAUUCCUUCAGUUUUCUGUUUCCUUUCAUUUACCCUCCCCCCCUUUAUUUUCUGGGAGCUUUCCAGCCGACCAUCAACAGUGUCACUUCAGGUAUUGACAAAUUAAGGCUAUAAUGUUAAGAAAUUUUCAUGAAACGAUUGUACACAGGCAUUACAUGAAAAAGAAAUAGGCUGUGCACCAGCCCUGUCCAGAUAUCAAGACACACAGUACAUGUAUUUGACUUUCCACCAAACACCUUUCAAAUAUCUCACACAGUUCCUACACAUGUAAGCUGCCCAGCCAGUCAGACUCUCACACAGUAGAAAUCAUGAAACAAUAGCUUUUAUCAUGUACUACACCUAAGAUCCAUGAAAUUCUCUCAGCCCAGCUUAUCCACUGUUUGGAUGAGUUGACUCCUGAUUAAUUCUAAUGUUAUUGAUUUCAUUACUGGUCAUGUACCUGUAUAUGCAAAACAUGCUGUACAAUAAUACCGUGUAGUUGGUGUACAUAAGAUGUAGUAUAGAAUCUGUAUCAUAGUUAUCUUGUAGAUUGUCAUUUUGUUUUUCAAAUGUAAACAUUUUUUGUACGUGCGUUGUUGAGCAUUUGUGCAACUUAUUUACAAGUUCCAGUGGAACCAUGACUGAACAAACUUUUGACACCAAGAAGAUUACUGGGAUAGUUUUUUGUAUUGUUGAGAAAAAAGUAUGAUACACACGUUCCAACAGCAUUGUCAAAUGUGUUAAUAGUGUACAGGUUUAGUGUAAUGUUUCAGCCCAAGUCAGCUGAUGGGACGUGUAGCUCAUGUCAAGUAGUUGCCAAGAGGUUAAACAAGAGUUUGUGCUUUAAGAUGUUGCAUUGUUCAUUGACUUCUAAUCUGAACCUAACCCUGCAACAAAAGCAACACAGUGUGAUUCAAAAGCUGUUGCAUAAUGUCAGCUCUUGCUGUUAGCACGAAGAGCAGGUUGUAAGUGCAAGGAUUAUUUAUGUACAUACGUUUCUAUCCAGAGCACGAAAUUUACUGUCACAUGUUGUUGCAUUCAGCUACAUAUGCAGCAAGGUAUGAGACGGAGAGAACACCCCCCCUGCUUUGUGUUGGUCAUUGUCUCGUAGGAAUCUGGG
Messenger RNA from Acanthaster planci (crown-of-thorns starfish), 4285 nucleotides. RefSeq names its product La ribonucleoprotein 6, translational regulator (gene larp6). Gene Ontology annotation, biological process: RNA processing. Gene Ontology annotation, molecular function: mRNA binding. Gene Ontology annotation, cellular component: ribonucleoprotein complex; nucleus. The record is from RefSeq and is a predicted model, not a curated record. NCBI's taxonomy places the organism in Eukaryota, Metazoa, Echinodermata, Asteroidea, Valvatida, Acanthasteridae.